UGGGCUGAGUGACAGGGAAGAGGCUCCUGCACCGGGACGGAAAGGCGGGGCGGACGCCGGUUUCCCGCGGUCUGAGGUGGCGCGGGAGGAGAAUUGCUCUUAAAGGGCCAGCGUACGCUCGUCCUUUUGUUCCGGGGCCGCAGGGCGGGGCAGGCCCAACUUUCGUUGUCUCCCUGCCUACUCUCCAGAGCCGCCAUGAUCUCCCAGUUCUUCAUUCUUUCCUCCAAAGGGGACCCGCUCAUCUACAAGGAUUUCCGCGGGGACAGUGGUGGUCGGGAUGUGGCCGAGCUCUUCUACCGGAAGCUGACGGGACUGCCCGGAGAUGAGUCCCCGGUUGUCAUGCACCACGAUGACCGUCAUUUUAUUCACAUCAGACACAGCGGCCUCUAUUUGGUGGCCACGACUUCAGAGAACAUUUCUCCCUUCAGCCUCCUAGAGCUGCUCUCCCGGUUGGCCACUCUCCUGGGCGAUUACUGUGGCUCCUUGGGCGAGGGGACCAUCUCCCGCAACGUGGCUCUUGUCUAUGAGCUCCUGGAUGAAGUGCUGGACUAUGGCUACGUGCAGACCACAUCCACAGAGAUGCUGAGAAACUUCAUCCAGACAGAGGCUGUGGUCAGCAAGCCCUUCAGUCUCUUUGACCUCAGCAGUGUUGGCUUGUUUGGGGCUGAGACGCAGCAGAGCAAAGUGGCCCCCAGCAGUGCAGCCAGCCGCCCUGUCCUGUCCAGCCGCUCUGACCAGAGCCAAAAGAAUGAAGUGUUUUUGGAUGUGGUCGAGAGGCUGUCUGUACUGAUAGCAUCUAACGGCUCGCUGCUGAAGGUAGACGUGCAGGGAGAGAUCCGGCUCAAGAGCUUUCUUCCCAGUGGCUCUGAGAUGCGCAUUGGCCUGACAGAAGAGUUUUGUGUGGGGAAGUCAGAACUGAGAGGUUACGGCCCAGGAAUCCGGGUGGAUGAGGUCUCAUUUCACAGCUCAGUGCUCCUUGAGGAGUUUGAGUCUCAUCGAAUCCUCCGCUUGCAGCCCCCUCAGGGCGAGCUGACUGUGAUGCGGUACCAACUCUCAGACGACCUCCCCUCCCCACUCCCCUUCCGGCUCUUUCCCUCUGUGCAGUGGGACCGAGGCUCAGGCAGGCUCCAGGUUUACCUGAAGUUACGAUGCGACCUGCCCCCGAAGAGCCAAGCUCUCAACGUCAGGCUGCACCUUCCCCUGCCGCGAGGGGUGAUUAGCCUGUCUCAGGAGCUGAGCGGCCCUGAACAGAAGGCAGAGCUCGGGGAUGGAGCCCUCCACUGGGACCUGCCUCGGGUGCAAGGCGGCUCUCAGCUGUCAGGCCUUUUCCAGAUGGAUGUUCCAGGUCUCCCUGGGCCUUCUGGCCAAGGACCCUCCACCACGGCCCCUCCGCUGGGGCUGGGCCCCGCCAGCCUCUCUUUUGAACUUCCCCGGCACACAUGCUCUGGCCUCCAGGUGCGCUUCCUCAGGCUGGCGUUCAGACCCUGCGGCAAUGCCAACCCCCACAAGUGGGUGCGACAUCUGAGCCACAGUGAUGCCUACGUCAUUCGGAUCUGAGGCUCCCCAGACGAGGAUGCGGGCAGCAAAGGCAGUAGUCUGUGGAACCAGAGAAGGACGAUACUGUCUUUUCCACCCUUCCAGACCAUGGUCAUGGACCUGGAUGAAAUGUCCUGAGUCCUGAGAGUCCAGGAGACCAGUCCUAGUUGACAUAUUUGACCUUCCUGUGGUACCUGACACAGGAAAGGCCGGGGUGGAUCAGAAUUUACAAAUCAAACUUUUAUUCUGAGGAACUGGCUGUACAAUAUCUAAAAGUAACAUGGAAGAAGCAAACCAUUACUUCCA
Panthera uncia (snow leopard) is the source of this 1842-nucleotide messenger RNA. It is a transcript of the gene AP4M1, whose product is annotated as adaptor related protein complex 4 subunit mu 1. Gene Ontology annotation, cellular component: trans-Golgi network; clathrin adaptor complex; cytoplasmic vesicle. Gene Ontology annotation, biological process: protein targeting; Golgi to lysosome transport. The record is from RefSeq and is a predicted model, not a curated record. The transcript is spliced from 15 exons. Lineage: Eukaryota; Metazoa; Chordata; Mammalia; Carnivora; Felidae. The coding region runs from base 196 to 1557 and encodes 453 amino acids.